AUGAGUUACCAACAGCCUUACAAUCCUGCCUAUCCUCCCCCUGGCCCUUAUCCUCCCUCUGGUCCUUAUCAGCAAGGGCCUCCUCCUCCUGGCUUUAACCCACCACCGCCACAGUACUCACCUUAUCCACAACAGCAAUAUGGACCACAGUAUGGACCUCCCCAUCAAGGUGGAACAACAGUUUACACCCAACAGCCUGACACUGUCUACGUGUAUGAAGACCAAAGAAGAAGAAGAGAUACUAGUGGAGAAGAGUGCUUCUUAUGGGGUUUAUGUGCAGCAUGCUUGUGUUGCUGUUUAUUGAAUGACUGA
Messenger RNA from Actinia tenebrosa (Australian red waratah sea anemone), 312 nucleotides. RefSeq lists its product as uncharacterized. NCBI's taxonomy places the organism in Eukaryota, Metazoa, Cnidaria, Anthozoa, Actiniaria, Actiniidae. The record is from RefSeq and is a predicted model, not a curated record.